Molecule: messenger RNA, 4019 nt
Organism: Polyodon spathula (Mississippi paddlefish)
Lineage: Eukaryota; Metazoa; Chordata; Actinopteri; Acipenseriformes; Polyodontidae
Product: vigilin-like
Exons: 24
Coding region: 426-3737 (1103 amino acids)
Cellular component (GO): cytoplasm; nucleus
Molecular function (GO): mRNA binding
Source: RefSeq, a predicted model, not a curated record
UCGUGCGUGGAGUCCCUCCGUUGCAGGGAGAGCUGUGCUCAUUAAUAUAUUAACAGUGCAUCUGAUUCAAGAUUUCCAAAGGAAGCAGCUCCAAAAACACAGACUCACACACUGACGCGCCAUCGGUAGCUUCGUUCGGGACGGACUUUUCUGGCAUUUGACCAUUUUGCAGCUGAGGGAACACAAAGCCCCUUUUUUCAGGAACAGCGGAUUGGAACCUGAGUCCAGUUUGAGGUUGCUGUGACCCGAAAUCUACCGAAAGACAAGUUCCGAGCUGCAAAGUGGUUUCGUGUUCCCUCAGCUUAACUGGUGCGGUCUGCGAGUUUUCCAGUCGCCGGUGACAUCACAGUCGCCGAUGAUGUCACAGUAACCACGACGCUGCUGUUUUCACAGUGGAAUAGAGGAAUACCCCUGAGUUUGAAACCAUGAGCUCUGUGGCUGUCUUGACUCCGGAGAGCUUUGCCAAGCAUCGCAGCGGCCUGAAGGAUGAGGAGAUGGCAGAUGGUGCCCCAGGGGAUGAAGCUUACAUCCCCACCUACCUGGAGGCUUUCCCUCCCCUGCCGGAGAAGGGGGCCCUGGGGGAGACAUCCGGCGAGUUGGGGGGGGCGUGGAGCAAGAUCCGGCCAAUCAAAUCCUCCGUCAUCACCCAGGUGUUUCACGUCCCCCUGGAGGAGCGCAGGUACAAAGACAACAGCCAGUUUGGAGAAGGAGAGGAGGCCAAGCUCUGCCUGGACAUCAUGCAGAAGACGGGGGCCCACAUCGAGCUGUCCCUGGCCAAGGACCAGGGCCUGUCCAUCAUGGUGACGGGCAAACUGGACUCCGCGAUGAAGGCGCGCAAGGAGAUCGUCGCUCGCCUCCAGACCCAAGCCUCGGCCACUGUGGGCAUCCCCAAGGAGCACCAUCGCUUUGUGAUUGGCAAGAACGGGGAAAAGCUGCAGGAGCUGGAGCUCAAGACAGCCACCAAAAUCAACAUCCCACGCCCUGAGGACCCCAGCACCCAGAUCAAGCUGACCGGCACCAAGGAGGGCAUCGAGAAGGCCAGACACGAGGUCCUGCUCAUCUCAGCAGAGCAGGACAAGCGGGCAGUAGAGCGCAUGAGCCUGGAGAAGGCCUUCCACCCCUUCAUCGCGGGCGCGUACAACAAGCUGGUGCAGGAGCUGUGCCAGGAGACGGGCGCGCGCAUCAACAUCCCGCCACCCAGCGUCUUCAAGGACGAGAUCAUCAUCACCGGGGAGAAGGAGCCCGUGGCACAGGCCCUGGCGCGAAUCCACGCCAUCUACGAAGACAAGAAGCGCAAGACCACCACGAUCUCGGUGGAGGUGAAGAAGUCCCAGCACAAGUACAUCAUCGGGCCGAAGGGCACCACGCUGCAGGAGAUCCUGGACGCCACGGGGGUGUCUGUAGAGAUACCCCCCCUGGACUCGGCCUCCGAGACCAUCAUCCUGCGGGGGGAGCCUGACACUCUGGGGCCCGCGCUCACGCAGGUCUACGCCAAGGCUAAGAGUGUGCUGGUGUCUGAGGUGACAGCCCCAGCCUGGCUGCAUCGCUUUAUCAUCGGGAAGAAAGGGCAGAACAUCGGGCACAUCACCCAGCAACUCCCCAAGGUUCACAUCGAGUUCACUGAUGGAGAGGAGAAGAUCACGCUGGAGGGACCCACAGAGGAGGUGGAGCAAGCCCAGGCAGUGAUACAGGAGAUGAUCAAGGACCUGCUCCUUCGCUUGGAUUACACCGAGGUGUGGAUCGACCAGCGCUUUCACAGGCACCUGAUUGGAAAGAACAGAGCCAGCAUAAACCGGAUGAAGGAGCAGUACAAGGUGUGUGUGCGAGUCCCGCAGGAUGUGGAGAGGAGCAGUCUGGUCCGGAUCGAGGGGGAUCUCCAGGGGGUCCAGCUGGCACGCAGAGAGCUGCUGGAGCUGUCAGCCAGGAUGGUGAACGAGCGCACCAAGGACCUGAUAAUCGAGCAGCGCUUUCACCGCACCAUCAUCGGACAGAAGGGAGAAAAGAUAAAGGAGGUCGGAGACAAGUUCCCUGAGGUCAUGAUAAACUUCCCUGACCCGGGACAGAAGAGCGACAUCGUGCAGCUCCGUGGGCCCAAGAACGAGGUGGAGAAGUGCUUCAAGUACCUGCAGAGAGUCAUCGCUGAGCUGAUUGAGAACAGUUUCUCCAUCUCGGUCCCCAUCUUCAAGCAGUUCCAUAAAAACAUCAUUGGGAAGGGAGGCGCCAACAUCAAGAAGAUCCGUGAGGAAACGAACACCAAGAUCGACCUGCCCACAGAGAACAGCAACUCAGAGGUGAUCAUGAUCACAGGGAAGAAGCCGCACUGUGAGGCAGCGCGGGAUCGAAUCCUGGCCAUACAGAGAGAGCUGGCAAACAUCAAGGAGGCGGAGGUGUCGAUCCCGGCCAGGCUGCACAACUCCCUGAUCGGGGCGAAGGGGCGCCUGGUGCGCGCCGUCAUGGAGGAGUGCGGGGGGGCCCACAUCCACUUCCCCACCGAGGGAUCGGGCAGUGACAAAGUCACCAUCAGGGGUCCUGUGGAGGAAGUGGAGAGAGCCAAGAGACAGCUCCUGCAGCUGGCCGAGGAGAAGCAAAUCAACAACUUCACCGUGGAGCUGCAGGCCAAGCCGGAGUACCACAAGUUCCUGAUCGGGAGAGGCGGGGGAAAUAUCCGCAAAGUGCGCGAUCGCACCGGAGCCAGGAUCAUCUUCCCAGCCAGCGAGGAGAAGGACCUGGAGCUCAUCACCAUCGUGGGCAAGGAGCAGGCUGUGAGGCUGGCUCAGAGAGACCUGGAGGAGCUCAUCAAGAACCUGGACAAUGUGAUCGAAGACUGGAUGGCGGUGGAGCCUCGGCACCACCGACACUUCGUGUCACGGCGUGGGCAGGUUCUGCGGGAGAUCGCCGAGGAGUACGGGGGUGUGACGGUCAGCUUCCCUCGCACCGGCGUCCAGAGCGACCGCGUCACGCUCAAGGGGGCCAAGGACUGCGUGGAGGCGGCCAAGAGAUGCAUACAGGACAUCGUCCAGCACCUGGAGGCCCAGAUGACUCUGGAGUGUGUAAUUCCUCAGAAGUUUCACCGCGCAGUGAUGGGGGCGAAGGGCUCCAAGGUGCAGCAGAUCACCAGAGACCACAACGUGCAGAUCAAGUUCCCCGAGCGAGAGGAGAGUCUGGGAGUGGAGACACACCCCCAGGAGAACGGUGACCUCAGCCCGGAGGCGGAGCUUGCGCCCAAGAAGUGUGACAUCAUCAUCAUCUCGGGGCUCAAGGAGAAGUGCGAGGCUGCACACGCCGCCCUCAUGGCCCUGGUCCCAGUCACUGUGGAUGUGGACGUGCCCUUUGACCUCCACCGUUACAUCAUCGGCCAAAAGGGAGCCGGGAUCCGCAAGAUGAUGGAGGAGUACGAGGUGAAUAUUUCCGUGCCACAGCCCGAGCUGCAGUGUGAUGAGAUUAAAAUCACAGGGCUGGUGGAGAGUGUGGAGAGAGCCAGGCUGGCGCUGCAGGACAGAGUGAAGGAGCUGAUGGUAGAGCAGCAGGAUCGGGCACUGCGGAGCUUCAAGCUGACCAUCUCGGUGGACCCCAAACACCACCCCAAGAUCAUCGGCAGGAAAGGAGCGGUCAUCUCCCAGAUCCGCAAGGACCACGACGUCAACAUCCAGUUCCCAGACAAGGGAGAGGAGCAGCAGGUACCGCACUGUCAGCUAGGGGGUGCCACAAAGCCACCAACACGCCCGAUAGCAAAGUGACGGCCGGCUUCAGAAACUGGUACUCGGCUAACUGUCACCUGAUUGUGAAGCCUGCGGAAACCAGACUCCUGUUGCGGAGCAGUUUUGCCCAUUCCAGGUUUUACUACAAACUUGAUUAGCUUCAGUGUGUAGGUAACAACCUCUGAUGUAUCUUACUAGACUCAUAGCGAAACCAAGAGUGGAUCCCACUGCUGUGCAGCUGCCUGGGGAGUCUUAUUCCCAUCCCUGUGAUAUUAGCAAACAGGUGAUUGAUAAGCAAAGAGGUCCUUAUCGUUCCCCGUC